Drosophila nasuta is the source of this 893-nucleotide messenger RNA. RefSeq names its product serine protease 1-like. The record is from RefSeq and is a predicted model, not a curated record. Bases 32 to 832 code for a protein of 266 amino acids. Gene Ontology annotation, molecular function: serine-type endopeptidase activity. The transcript has a single exon. Gene Ontology annotation, biological process: proteolysis. NCBI's taxonomy places the organism in Eukaryota, Metazoa, Arthropoda, Insecta, Diptera, Drosophilidae.
UUGCUAAGUUUGUACAAGUUGCAACUGUAACAUGAAGGUGUUUAUAACAAUUUUGGCUUUGGCUGUCGCCGCUGCUUCGGCAGCUCCCUCCACGGGCAUGGUCCAUCCCAAGGAUCUGACCACAACCAAGAAGGGAAUCGAAGGUCGUAUCACCAACGGCUAUCCAGCCUACGAGGGCAAGGCUCCCUACACUGUUGGUCUGGGCUUCAGCGGCAACGGUGGUGGCUGGUGGUGCGGUGGUUCCAUCAUUGGCAACACCUGGGUGCUCACCGCUGAGCACUGCUCGGGUAGCGCUGAGUCUGUCACCGUCUACUUCGGUGCCACAUGGCGCACCAACGCCCAGUACACUCACUGGGUUAGCCGCAACGACAUGAUCAACCACAACUCCGCCGAUAUUGCUUUGAUCCGCAUUCCCCAUGUCGACUUCUGGAGCAUGGUCAACAAGGUUGAGCUGCCCAGCUACAACGAUCGCUACAACGACUACAACGGAGCGUGGGCUGUUGCCUGCGGAUGGGGUGGCACCUAUGAUGGCUCUCCUCUGCCCGACUGGCUCCAGUGCGCCGACUUGCAGAUCAUCAGCAACAGUGAGUGCGCCAACUACUACGGAACCGGACUCAUUCAGGACAAGAUUAUCUGCAUUCGCGUUGUCGACGGCAAGGGCACAUGCCAGGGUGACUCUGGUGGCCCAUUGGUCACACACGACGGCAACAAACUGGUUGGUGUUACCAACUUUGUGCCUGCUGCUGGUUGCCAAUCUGGUGGUCCAGCUGGAUUCGCCCGUGUCACUUACCACUUGGACUGGAUCCGUGACAACACCGGCAUUUCCUACUAAAAAUUUCCAAUGGAAAUACAAUUUAUAAAUUCAAAUUGAAUAAAUAACAAUAAUAACAGCA